AUCUAAUACAAAAUAAUCCUUUUAAUGAUUUCAAUUUGGGCCACUGUAAAAAUUAGAAAAACUAAUAAUAUUUAUAACAAAUCUACAUAAAUAGAUAUUUUUAAUUCUAAAUUCAUAAUUAUAAAAAUAAAAUUCAUCAAGAAAUUUACAAUGUAAUUUGGAUAAUCUAGAAAAAUAUGAAUUUAUAGUUUUUUGUUUCUUCUUGAAGUUCAAGUCUACUAGAAGUUAAUCUUGAACUUUACUCGUUGCACUCAAAAUUUCCGGUAUCUAGUUGCACCAAGUAGUUUCAAAAAGUCAAUGCGAAUUUAAGCGCUUUCUUUCGUGUGACCGCUUUCAACGGUCUUGAAUCAUCAUCUCUUUUAUCCCCAUUCGAACUCCCAGUGACGUCGACCGUUAUUCUUUCUAAAUUUUGCGCCUCGGUACAGUGAAUACGGAUAAUUUGAUAAUUUAUCAUAUGAACUUUAAAUAUUUGGAAGAUAGAAUGAAUGUUUAUAAGGUAUUCAAAGUAAAUAUGUUCGUUGUAUACAGAACAAAAGUAAAUAUGUAUGAAUAUGGACGAUUAAGAUAAUAUCAUAAUACAAACAGCCUUGAUAGUUAAGUUUAUCAAAAUAUAACAAAUUAUAUCUACACAUGAAUUUAAUUAGCACACCAUGUAUGAAUAUGAUUUUAAGAUUGUAAAGUUAUUUAUGUGAACUAUAUACCGUAUACAAAAUCUCUUUAGAUUAAUAAAUUAUUAUUUUAUCAAUUGAAUAAUAACUAAUACAAAUUAGUAAUUUUCACUCGCCUGCAAAGUGCAAAGACGGAGCUAAAGAAAAGGCUUAAAAAAUGGCGGAUGUGGUGGGUGGGUGACUUUGUUUCCACACACCAUAUUUAUCUCUUCCUGCUAUCAACCACAUCUUCUUACUACACAGUUAGAAUAAAUCAAAAGAUAAAAAGCUUUGACCGAUUCCUCUGUAGUUAAGUUACUCAAACCUUUUUCCCCCAUUUGGGCAAUUUGGUUUGCCUCUGUUUGGAAAGCAAAGAGCCGAUCGUUCCAUUGACGUUCUGACAAAAUUGCUGGGACGCGAACAUAUCUGGGUUUUGGGUUAUCUCUCUUGACGACGAUAUCUUAAAAGGGAGUUUGCCAAUUUUGUUUUACCACAAACUUUGAGAAAUCAAACAGAGCGCGAACAGAAGAUGGAUACGAAUCCGGCGACCAUCAUACCGGAGGUGAUACUGAGCUCCAGCGGCCGGAGGAUGCCGUUGCUCGGAAUGGGUACGGCGACUUCUCCACUGAUCGGGUCCGGCGCCACCAAGUCUGCCGUCGUCCAAGCCAUUGAGUUGGGUUACCGCCACUUCGACACAGCAACCCUGUACCAGACAGAGGAGCCUCUCGGGGAAGCCAUCGCCGAAGCUCUGUCUCGUGGCUUAAUCCAAUCCCGCGACGAGCUCUUCAUUACCUCGAAGCUUUGGUGUAGCGACGCCCACGCCGAUCUCGUUCUCCUCGCCCUCCAGAAAAGCCUCCACCACCUUCAACUGGAAUAUCUGGAUCUGUAUCUGAUUCACUGGCCAGUGAGCUCGCGCCCGGGAGCGUACGAGUUCCCGAUCAAGAAGGAAGAUUUCAUGGCGAUGGACUAUGCAGCCGUGUGGGGAGCAAUGGAGGAGUGCCAGAAUAUGGGGCUCACCAAGAACAUUGGAGUCAGUAAUUUCACCUGUAAAAAGCUCACGGAUCUCCUUGCCCUUGCCAAGAUUCCACCGGCUGUUAAUCAAGUAGAGAUAAACCCACUAUGGCAACAGAAGAAGCUGAGGGAUUUCUGCAAGUCAAACGGGAUCAUUCUGAGUGCAUAUGCUCCAUUGGGAGCCAAAGGAACCGUUUGGGGGAGCAACAGGGUCCUUGAAAAUGAAAUCCUUGGAGAAAUUGCCCGUGCCAAAGGGAAAACUGUAGCCCAGGUUUGCCUGAGAUGGGCAUACGAGCAGGAGGUUUGCGUUGUGGUGAAGAGCUUCAACGAGGAGAGAAUGAAGGAGAAUCUUGACAUCUUCAGUUGGGCAUUUUCUGAAGAAGAGAACAAGAAGCUGAGUGAGAUCCCCCAAAGCAGAGGGUGCCAGGGACAAGAUUACAUCUCAGACCAAGGCCCUUUCAAGACAAUUGAGGAGCUCUGGGAUGGAGAAAUCUGAAUCUGGACUAUAGCUUCCUCUUCAUUUUUCUAUUUACCCUUGGCAGAUCAUAUCAGAGUUGAAUCAGUAUCAUUAAUAUGUAGGCUGUUCUUGUAAGAUAUUUCCCAGUAAUUCCACUCCUGGAACUCUGCCCCAGUUGUAACAGUAAAAAUAGCAUGGGAAAAAACUAAACCUGGCUUG
This is a messenger RNA of Linum trigynum, 2334 nucleotides long. The record is from the annotation of a GenBank genome assembly. NCBI's taxonomy places the organism in Eukaryota, Viridiplantae, Streptophyta, Magnoliopsida, Malpighiales, Linaceae.